AUGGCUCAGCAAUUACAUCCAGAGUUAACAGAUUUCAAAAACGCCCAUGCUAAGGAUAUCAUUAAUACCUCCCUAAGCAGGUACUGCCUCUUCCAUAAAGAUCACGGCCAUACGAUCGCUGAAUGCCACAACCUGCACAAUCAGAUCCAAGCCCUCAUGAGAAGUGGAAGGCUUUCCCAAUACAUUAAAGAGGCAGGCAGACCCGGCACCUCGCGGCAUAAUCCUGCUUCUGCCCCAACACCACAAGCGUCAGAUCUCGUGCACACAUCCUCUGCUAGCCCUCAAGAGCCUCUUAAGCAAGUCCCUAUGAUACAUGGGAUUGUGGAACUUACUGAGAACCAAGAACAUGUCACCAAAAUCCAUAAGAGGAUGGAGGAACGGCUGAAGCGAUGCAAAUCAUUAGGCCACACAGUCAAUCUUGUCACUUCAGAGGACAGAAGUUAUCCAGCCUCUGCAAUCGCCUUUACCGACGAUGACCUGAAAGGAGUUCACCUACCUCAUGACGAUCCACUCGUCAUUUAA
Humulus lupulus (European hop) is the source of this 522-nucleotide messenger RNA. RefSeq lists its product as uncharacterized. NCBI's taxonomy places the organism in Eukaryota, Viridiplantae, Streptophyta, Magnoliopsida, Rosales, Cannabaceae. The record is from RefSeq and is a predicted model, not a curated record. The transcript is spliced from 2 exons. Bases 1 to 522 code for a protein of 173 amino acids.